CACGCUGUCAAAUCCCAACCAAUAGAACGCCUCCUCCCGUGUCAUUAUUCGUUAUUUCGUGCAAAAAUCUCAGUAUAUAACCACUCUCCAAUCACUCACGCUCAGAUAUAGGAAACAAUAUUCGACUUCACAAAAUCUGAGCUCAAGAAUUUUUGGCUGCUUCAAUUCGAUCAAUGAGGAAGUGGACGAUCCCGUCCGUUCUCUUUCUGUUAUGCCUUCUGUUUCUUCUUCCAGAUCAAGUGAUGAAUGCUGUGAAUUUUGGUUCGUAUGUAUCGAAUUUUGUGAUGAUUUGGAGUUACCUUUACGGUCGUAAGAUACAGGCGAAUGCGGAGGAAUCAGGUGCUCCAGUAGAUCCGCCGAAGGUGGAGGAGACAAUUGGUGCUGUUCCUCAUGGAUUAUCUACCGAUUCUGAUGUCGUCAGGAGAGAAGCUGAGUCAAUGUCGAGAAAAGGUCUGCGCUCGAACGCGCAGAAGUUUGAGUUCCAGGCUGAGGUGUCACGACUCAUGGACAUUAUCAUCAACUCUCUUUAUAGUAACAAGGAUAUUUUCUUGAGAGAGUUGAUCUCGAAUGCCUCGGAUGCACUUGACAAGAUCAGGUUCCUGUCACUCACUGACAAGGAGAUUUUGGGUGAAGGUGACAAUACCAAGCUGGAGAUUCAGAUUAAAUUAGACAAAGAAAAGAAGAUACUUUCCAUUCGAGAUAGAGGUAUAGGAAUGACAAAAGAGGACUUGAUCAAGAACCUUGGCACCAUUGCUAAAUCUGGGACUUCUGCAUUUGUGGAAAAAAUGCAGACAAGUGGUGAUCUUAACUUGAUUGGGCAAUUUGGUGUUGGAUUCUACUCGGUAUAUCUUGUGGCCGACUAUGUAGAAGUGAUUAGCAAACAUAAUGAUGACAAACAGCAUGUGUGGGAGUCAAAGGCUGAUGGAGCUUUUGCUAUUUCUGAAGAUACAUGGAACGAGCCUCUUGGUCGUGGAACUGAAAUCAGAUUGCAUCUCAGAGACGAAGCACAAGAAUACUUGGAUGAGUUUAAAUUGAAGGAUUUGGUGAAGAAGUAUUCUGAGUUUAUUAACUUCCCCAUAUACCUUUGGGCCAGUAAAGAAGUAGAUGAGGAGGUUCCUGCUGAUGAAGAUGAUUCCAGUGAUGAUGAGUCAACUGAAAGCAAAUCUUCUGAGGAAGACGAGGAAGAAGAUGCUGAGAAAGAAGAGGAAGAGAAAAAACCCAAGACUAAGACUGUUAAGAAAACUACAUACGAGUGGGAACUUCUGAAUGACAUGAAAGCUAUAUGGCUAAGGAACCCAAGGGAGGUGACAGAUGAAGAAUACACCAAAUUCUAUCACUCUCUGGCCAAGGACUUUGGUGACGAGAAGCCGCUAGCUUGGAGCCACUUUACAGCUGAAGGUGAUGUUGAGUUCAAGGCUGUGUUGUUUGUGCCUCCCAAGGCUCCUCAUGAUUUGUAUGAGAGCUACUACAACUCGAACAAAUCCAACUUGAAAUUAUAUGUCAGAAGGGUCUUCAUCUCGGAUGAAUUUGAUGAGCUUCUUCCUAAGUAUCUGAACUUUUUGAUGGGCCUUGUUGAUUCUGACACUUUGCCACUGAAUGUGUCAAGAGAAAUGCUCCAACAACACAGCAGUUUGAAAACUAUCAAGAAGAAACUUAUCCGCAAGGCGCUUGAUAUGAUCAGGAGGCUUGCUGAUGAGGAUCCUGAUGAAUCUAAUGAUAAUGAUAAGAAAGGUACAAUUCUCUCUAAAUCAGAUGGUAAGCUAACUUCACUGGACCAAUACAUCUCGAGAAUGAAAUCCGGACAGAAGGACAUCUUCUACAUCACUGGAACAAGCAAGGAACAGCUUGAGAAAUCCCCAUUCCUCGAGCGACUAACCAAGAAGGGUUACGAAGUGAUCUUCUUCACCGACCCUGUGGACGAGUACCUUAUGCAGUACUUGAUGGACUAUGAGGACAAGAAAUUCCAGAACGUGUCCAAAGAAGGCCUGAAAAUUGGGAAGGACUCCAAGGACAAGGAGCUCAAGGAGGAGUUUAAGGAGCUGACCAAAUGGUGGAAGGGUGCCCUUGCAAGUGAAAAUGUCGAUGAUGUCAAGAUAAGCAACCGUUUGGCCGACACUCCUUGUGUGGUCGUGACUUCAAAAUUCGGCUGGAGUGCCAACAUGGAGAGGAUCAUGCAGUCUCAGACCCUCUCGGAUGCCAGCAAACAAGCUUACAUGCGCGGGAAGCGUGUGCUCGAGAUCAACCCCAGGCACCCCAUCAUCAAGGAGCUCCGCGAAAGGGUCGUCAAGGACUCGGAGGAUGAGAGCGUGAAGCAAACAGCACAGCUCAUGUACCAGACGGCACUUAUGGAGAGCGGGUUUGUGCUAAGUGAUCCAAAGGACUUUGCUUCUAGAAUCUACAGCUCGGUGAAAAACAGCCUUAACAUCAGCCCGGAUGCCUCGGUUGAGGAAGAAGAUGACGUGGAAGAAGUCGAGACAAAGGAAACUGACUCGUCUUCUUCGUCUACUAAGGCUGAGGAAACAGCACCUGAAGAGAACUUGAAGGAUGAGUUGUAAUUUGCAAGGGGAGAUUCUCUGCCGAGUGAAUUCUUCAUGUCGUGUAGGUUAGAGUUUAGAUAUGUUGGAUUGUGUUACGUUUGAGGUGCAAAAGGUUAAAGUUGAAGAGUUUCGGGACGUUGCUUUUUCCUCCUUUCUUAGGGAUAUGGUUUAAUGAGCGUUUUCCAAGAUGUAGAACUUUGUUCGUCCCUCGAACAGCUGCAUUUUAAUUUUUAUUUUUAUGUUUUGUCUUUUUGUCCUUCUCACUUGGAACCAUUAAUGAAGUGUAACUUACCUGAGUAAUUUCGUGUCUUGAGCUAAUGGUAUGUUAUGAUCUCAGGACUAAUGGAUUUGACUUUGCUUGAGCUGUUACCAAAAUCUCGUUUUGAGUUAUGAUUGAUUGUUUAAAUAGACUGUUAUUCUGUGGUGGUUGCGAUAGAAAUUGAAUUUUCCAGUACAAAAUAUGUAAUUUAAAUAUGCAAUAAUUU
Striga asiatica is the source of this 3022-nucleotide messenger RNA. The record is from the annotation of a GenBank genome assembly. Lineage: Eukaryota; Viridiplantae; Streptophyta; Magnoliopsida; Lamiales; Orobanchaceae.